AUGACCGAUUUGAUCGGCUCCCAAGACAACCUCCAUGAGGAACCAUCAUUUCUCAACUCUUCUCGGAAUAUCCUAGGAGUCGUUAUAAGCGGAAUGGUGCUGCAGUGGAUUUGUGCCCUACUACGACUCUACACUCGAUUCUUUAUCAUCAAGUCGCCUUGGUGGGAUGACCUCUUUGUUGUCCUAGCACUUGCCGCCACAAGUGCCGGUUCGAUAGCAAUAUGCCUUUCGACUACUGUGGGCUUCGGACAGCAUUUUAUUCUUCUCGGAGAACAAAAGAUGUCUGAAUAUCUAAGAAUCUUCUACAUCGCCAACGCCACAUACCCAAGCUCUGCAGGUUUCAUCAAGCUUGCUCUGCUAUUCCAGUUCCUCCGAAUUUAUGAGAAGGGCUCACGCUUAUGGUAUACUACCGUUGGGACUAUCGUCAUUGUUUUCGCAUGGUGUAUAGGAUAUGGUAUUCUGGGCUGGGUACCAACGAUACCUAUCCAGGCCUACUGGGACCUCACACUUCCUGCAACACGAUAUGCGUUCGGCUCUCUCGAAGUCGAAACGUUCGUCUACACUUAUACGAGCUUGACUGCAACCAAUAUGAUCCUGGACAUCAUCAUCCUCGCUAUUCCUGCACCAUUGCUACUGUACAACAAGACCAGCAGCACAAAAUCGCGAUGGGCGCUGAUCUGCCUUUUCAGCAUCGGCAGCAUGGCCAGCAUUUUCUCCAUAUGGCGUCUUGCGUCCAUUAUCGAAACACGAGCCGCGACCUACCCGACAUUCGAUCCCACCUGGUACGGCCCUACACCAAUCGUCCUCGCCGCUCUCGAGGUAGAUGUCGCUACAAUAUGCGCUUCUUUGCCUGUCUUUUGGCCAGUUCUUCAAAAUAUCGACAUGUCUCAGAUCCUGGUGACGCGUGAGGUCAAAGUGACGCUCGAGCACCGCCGCCUCAGCACCGGCGGCACGGAUAACGACCCUGACGACGACGGGAUCGAGCUCCAGAGGAGCAAGAGCGGGCUCCAGGCCCAGAGCAGCAAGAACUACUACGAGGAUCCUUACGUUGCGCAGCAGGUCAACCCGUUCAAGGAACCGGAGGAGUUUGGUACCAGGGCGGAGAUAAACAACAACAACACGUCCCACGGUGCUAGGCACUUGCGAAAGGAGAGUGUGAAGAGUGUCUCGAAAAUAAGAGCUUCUAGCAGUUUCGCUUGA
Messenger RNA from Diaporthe citri, 1200 nucleotides. RefSeq lists its product as uncharacterized. NCBI's taxonomy places the organism in Eukaryota, Fungi, Ascomycota, Sordariomycetes, Diaporthales, Diaporthaceae. The coding region runs from base 1 to 1200 and encodes 399 amino acids. The record is from RefSeq and is a predicted model, not a curated record. The transcript is spliced from 7 exons.